GAAAAAAGAAAAUCCAAACCAGAGCAGGAUUGUUCCGGUGUUUGUGUGUGUGGUUCCUCGGGCUCAUCGGGACUGGAGCCGGGCAGCAUGGAGCGGCGUUUGGGUGGAUGUAUCGGUGAUGUUAGGGAGGUGACGGCGCGGAGGAGGAGGAGGAGAACGGGAGGAUUCUACCUGCUGCUCUGCUGGCUGCUGGCUGCUCACACCACGGCGCACGCCUCAGACGCCUACUCAUCUUCCUCCCCCUCCUCCUCUUCGCCUAGUGUCGGAGGCUUCGUGGACUUCACUUUCAGCCGAGAGCCUCAGGACACGGUGACGGUGCGAGGCGGCGUGCUGCAACUGGACUGCCAGGCGCAGUCCGAUGCAGCGGCGGGACCUCCCGCCAUCACAUGGCGUAAGGACGGCGUGCUGCUGAGCACGGUGGUGGACGAGCGGCGGCAGCAGCUGGAUAACGGCUCGCUGCUGGUGCAGAACGUCGUGCACUCGCGGCACCACCGACCCGACGAGGGCGAAUACCAGUGCCUCGCCACGCUGGACGGACUGGGUAGCAUCGUUAGCCGGACCGCCAGGGUCACUGUUGCCGGCCCACUGAAGGUGGUCGUGCCCACUGAGUCCGUUUCCUCGUACCUCGGCGAUACCGCCCUGCUGCGCUGUGAGGUCUCGGGGGACCCGACACCCAUCAUCCGCUGGCAGAAGAACCGGGAGGACCUACCCCUGACCUUUGACUCCGACUCUCGCUUGGCGGUGCUGCCGUCCGGCUCCCUGCAGGUCAGCCGCGUUCAACCACCAGACUCAGCCACGUACCGUUGUCUAGCCGACAACCCUGGCAGCACCAGGACGGGCACGGACGCCGAGCUCCGAGUCCUCCCAGAGCCCGGGGUGAGCAGGAACCUCCAGUUCCUCCAGCGUCCAUCCAGUGGAACGGCUCUGCUGGGAACCGACGCCGUGCUGGAAUGUUCGGCUUCCGGAUACCCGACUCCCAGCAUCCAGUGGAGGAGAGGAGAGGAACUGAUCCAGAGCUGGAAUAAGAAGUACUCUCUGCUGGUGGGCAGUAACCUGAUCAUCAGGAGCGUCACCGACGACGACUCUGGCAGUUACAGCUGCACAGCCGGCAACAAGAAUCACAACAUCACCGCACACACAGAGCUGAGUGUCCUAGUGCCUCCUCAGUUCCUGAACUACCCGACCAACACGUACGCCUACGAGUCCACGGACAUCGAGCUGGAGUGUGCUGUGACGGGAAACCCGCCGCCAACCGUCCACUGGAUGAAGAACGGAGAGGAAGUCAUCCCCAGCGACUACUUCCAGAUAGUGGACGGCAGUAACCUGCAGAUUUUGGGUUUGGUGAAGUCGGAUGAAGGAUUUUAUCAGUGUGUGGCUCAAAACUCAGCCGGCAGCUCGCAGGCGAUGGCUCAGCUGCUUCUCCGAGAGCCAGUGUCCCCCAGCCCGGGCGUUGCCCUCCCCUCUGCCCCCCGCGACCUGGUCCCUGUCCUAGUGUCCAGUCGAUUUGUCCGACUCAGCUGGCGCCCCCCGGAGGAGACCGGAGGAGCCGUGCAGACCUACGGCAUUUACUACUCUCAGGACGGAGUCGAGAGGGAGCGGUCAGUGAACGUGUCGGAGCCGGAGUCUCUGGAGCUGAUGGUCUCCAACCUGAAACCAGAGGAGAGCUACAGCUUCAGAGUCAUCGCUUACAACGACGUGGGGCCGGGCGAGAGCUCUGCCCCCCUGAGGAUCACCACCAAACCAGACCUCCAGGUUCCCAGCAGGGUGGAGUCUCUCCAAGCCGAGGCCCUGUCUCCCUCCUCGGUCCAGGUGAGCUGGGAGCCUCCCAGCCAACCCAACGGCCCCGUCCUGGGCUACAGACUGCUGUGGACCGAGAGCCCGUCCGCCAAGGAGCAGAGUGUGGAGGUGAGCGGGCUCAACUACAAGAUGGAGGGACUCAACAAGUUCACGGAGUACACGGUUCGGGUUUUGGCGAUCAACCGCUAUGGACCGAGCACCGCCCCGGGGGCCGCCAGCGUCACCACCCAAUCAGACGUACCCAGCGCUGCUCCCCAGAACAUCACCUUAGAGGUCGUCCUGUCCAGGAGCAUCAAGGUGUCAUGGCAGCCGCCUCCGCGAAGCGCCCAGAAUGGCCUAAUCUCCGCCUACAAGAUCAAAUACCGGAAGACCGGUCGCCGCGGAGACCAAGAGGCAAUCGAACCCAACAACUUCUGGUUCCUGUUCACAGGUCUAGAGAAGGGCAGUCAGUACAGUUUCCAGGUAGCAGCCAUGACAACCAAUGGAACCGGUCCAGCCAGUGACUGGUAUAAUGCUGAGACGCCGGAGAACGACCUGGAUGAGAGUCAGGUUCCCGACCAGCCCAGCUCCCUGCACGUCAGGCCGCUUCCCAACAGCAUCAUCAUGUCCUGGACUCCGCCCCUCAGUCCAAACAUCCUGGUUCGAGGCUACAUCAUCGGCUACGGAGUGGGGAGCCCCUAUGCCGAGACGGUCCGAGUGGACAGCAAACAGAGAUACUUCUCCAUCGAAAACCUGGAGCCGAGCUCGCACUAUGUGAUUUCCCUGAAGGCAUUCAAUAACGCCGGCGAGGGUGUCCCUCUGUAUGAGAGCGCUGUUACUCGAUCCCUGACAGACCCCAUAGACCCAUCUGAGGAUGACCACUUCCACCUCUUUGAUAAAUACCCCACUCCCAUGCCAGACACCAGCACUCCCAUGAUCCCACCGGUGGGGGUCCAAGCCGUGGCUCUGUCCUCGGACUCGGUCCGCGUCUCCUGGGCCGACAACUCUAUGACCAAGAACCAGAAGGCGUCUGAGGUCCGGUACUACUCUGUCAAGUGGAAGACCAGCUACUCCACCAGUGGAAAGUACAAGUCCGCAGACACCACGGCGCUCAGCCACACCGUCACCGGCCUCAAACCAAACACCAUGUACGAGUUUGCUGUCAUGGUGACCAAAGGCCGCAAGUCCAGCACUUGGAGCAUGACGGCGCACGCCACGACGUACGAAGCAGCUCCUAGCUCCGCCCCCAAAGACUUGACGGUGAUCAGUCGCGAGGGACGACCCCGCGCCAUUUUAAUCAGCUGGCAACCGCCGAUGGAGUCCAACGGCCGAAUCACAGGUUACAUCGUGUACUACACGCUGGAUAAGAACAUGCCCAUCGAUGAUUGGGUGAUGGAGGCGAUCAGCGGUGACCGGCUGACCCAUCAGGUCGUGGAUUUGAACCUCGACACCGUUUAUUACUUCAGGAUUCAGGCCAAAAAUGCCAAAGGAGUCGGCCCACUGUCUGAGCCCGUCCACUUCAGGACUGCCAAAGUGGAACAUCCAGACAAGAUGGCCAACGAUCAGGGUCGAGGGGGAGACCACGCCUACUGGCCGUCUGACACCAACCCGAUUGACAGGAGCAGCAUCAACGAGUCUCCUAUUGGUCAGAUGCGUCCACCGCACGGCAGCGCCACGCCCCAAAAGAACAGCAACCUCCUGGUCAUCAUCGUGGUUUCCGUGGGAGCCGUCACCGUGGUCGUGGUCGUCAUCGUGGCGCUCAUCUGCACGCGGCGCUCCUCCGCCCAGCAGAGGAAGAAGAGAGCGAGCCACAGCGCCAGCAAGCGGAAGGGCAGCCAGAAGGACCUGCGGCCCCCCGACCUCUGGAUCCACCACGAGGAGAUGGAGAUGAAGAACAUGGACAAAGCUCCCAGCGUGGCUCCGUCCGGACACGAUUCGCCUCUUCAGUCCUGCCAGGACCUCCCCCAGGUCGCACACAGCAAAUCAGAGAGCCAGAUGGGCAGCAAGAGUAGCCACUCAGGAGCCGACGGAGACGAUGCGUCCAGCAGUAUCUCCACUCUGGACCGCUCCAUGGCGGCCAGGAGGGGCGCGCGGGGCAAGAUGAUGAUUCCUAUGGACUCUCAGCCCAGCAACACACCGGUGGUCAGUGCCAUCCCGGUGCCGACCCUGGACUCCUCCCAGUACCCGGGUAUCCUGCCUUCACCGUCCUGCGGCUUCACUCACAACAAGUUCAGCCUGAGGCCGAUGCCGUUCCCCAGCCUGACCGUGGACCGAGGAUACACACCAGUGAUGCCUUCGGACUCCUCCAUCAAUCCUCUCCUCCAGCAGCAGCCCCAAACCCAGCAGGCCACUCCACUCCUCCCCGGCUCCUCAGCACCGCCCGGAGACCACGUCCCUGGCCCGAUCCCGGGGCCCCCUGCUGCUGCUGAGGAGGCCCAGGCCGGCGGCGGUCGCACCAUCCCAACGGCCUGCGUCCGGCCCACCCACCCACUCCGGAGCUUCACCAACCCACUGCUGCCACCGCCGAUGGGCACCAUCGACCCCAAGGUGUACACCUCCAUGAUGCCGCAGUCUAGUGCGAGCCUCCCGAAGCCCCAGGUGAAGACGGCCUCUCUGGGCCAGGCCGGUAAGGCCCGCUCCCCUCUGCUGCCCGUCUCGGUCCCCACGGCGCCGGACUUAACGGAGGAGGGAGGGACCAAACCUGCAGAGGAUUCGGCCGCCAACGUUUACGAGCAGGAUGACCUGUCGGAGCAGAUGGCCAGUUUGGAAGGGCUGAUGAAGCAGCUCAACGCCAUCACCGGCUCCGCCUUCUAA
Cyclopterus lumpus (lumpfish) is the source of this 4590-nucleotide messenger RNA. RefSeq names its product DCC netrin 1 receptor (gene dcc). Bases 88 to 4590 code for a protein of 1500 amino acids. NCBI's taxonomy places the organism in Eukaryota, Metazoa, Chordata, Actinopteri, Perciformes, Cyclopteridae. Gene Ontology annotation, cellular component: membrane. Gene Ontology annotation, biological process: cell-cell adhesion. The record is from RefSeq and is a predicted model, not a curated record. Gene Ontology annotation, molecular function: protein binding. The transcript is spliced from 29 exons.